AUGCAACCUAAAGAAGUAGAAUCUGAAAAUAGCGAGAGUAUUCCUCUAUCUAAUGGGAUGUCAAGUGGCUCUUCAAUAUUUGAUGAUAAAAAAGAGCACAACAAAUGGCAAUCCUUUAAAGAUUCAUUCAAAAGGUAUGAAGGAUACGAAGAAGAAGAAGAAGCAGACUUAGAAAAGUUGGACGAUGUUCAAAAAGGUAACAUAAGAACCGCUAGAUCGCCUUUAAAAAGAAAAUUGAAAUCGAGACAUUUGCAAAUGAUUGCUAUAGGGUCUUCGAUAGGAACAGGGCUUUUCAUAGGGUCAGGAUCUGCAUUAAACACAGGUGGUCCUUUGGGUAUUUUGAUUGCUUGGGCCUUGACAGGUUCAGCUAUCUUCUGUACCAUUCAAGCCAUGGGUGAAUUAGCUGUGACCUUUCCAAUUUCAGGUUCAUUUAACGUUUAUGCGAGUAGGUUCAUUGAUCCAUCCGUUGGAUUUGCAGUUGCAUGGAACUAUUUUUUCCAAUUUUUGGUUUUGUUACCGUUAGAAUUGGUUGCUGGUUCUAUCACAAUGACAUAUUGGACUACAUCUAUCAACCCUGAUAUAUGGGUACUUAUAUUUUAUCUCGUUGUCAUUUCUAUUAAUUUCUUUGGUGUGAAAGCCUAUGGUGAGGCUGAAUUUGUCUUUUCUUCGAUUAAGGUUCUUGCAGUCGUUGGAUUUAUUAUAGUGUCUAUUGUUAUCGCAGCUGGAGGUGCUCCAAAUGGUCAUUAUGUAGGAGCUAAAUACUGGCAUGAUCCAGGUUUGUUUGCCAAUGGAUUUAAGGGUGUAAGUUCAGUAUUUGUUACUUCUGCAUUUUCUUUCGGAGGUACUGAGUUAGUCGGUUUAACCGCUGCUGAGACAGAUAAUCCAAGGGUUACAAUACCAAGGGCAACAAAGCAAGUGUUCUGGAGAAUAUUGAUGUUUUAUAUGAUAUCUUUAACUUUGAUUUGUUUCUUAGUGCCUUAUAAUUCCGAAAGAUUGUUAGGUGCCAGUUCAGUUGAUGUAACUGCUUCUCCAUUUGUCAUUGCUAUCAAUAAUGGAGGAAUUGGUGGCUUACCAUCUGUUAUGAAUGCCGUUAUUUUGAUUUCCGUUAUUUCAGUUGGUUCCUCCUCAGUAUAUGCAACAUCAAGAACAUUGACUGCUUUAGCUGAACAAGGAUUGGCCCCAAAAAUUUGUGGAUACAUUGACAGAGCAGGUAGACCAUUAGUUGCGAUUAUAAUUACAAAUAUAUUUGGCUUAUUGAGUUUUAUUGCAGCAAGUGGCAAACAAGAAGACGUUUUCAACUGGUUACUACUGAUUAGUGGUUUAAGUUCCAUUUUCACUUGGUGGUCCAUUUGUGUAGCCCACAUAAGAUUUAGAAGGGCUUUAUACGUCAAGGGAAGAUCAAGUGACGAAUUGAGCUUCAAGUCCCAAACUGGUGUUAUUGGAUCGAUUUAUGGGGCCACCUUAAAUACAUUAGUCUUGAUUGCAGAAUUUUGGGUUUCUUUAUUCCCAUUAGGGGAAUCCCCCAGCGCUGAAGGGUUCUUUCAAAACUAUUUGGGCUUUGUUGUGUUAGUUACAUUUUACUUAGGCCAUAAAGUAUGGAAGAAUAAUUGGAUUCUUUGCAUUAGGGCCAAGAACAUUGAUGUUGAUAUUGGAAGAAGAGAAACAGAUUUAGAAGCAUUAAAAGAAGAAUUAGAGGAGGAAAGAGCAAUAUUACGUACCAAACCAUUGUAUUAUAGAGUUUAUCGUUUCUGGUGCUAG
Messenger RNA from Debaryomyces fabryi, 1758 nucleotides. It is a transcript of the gene GAP5, whose product is annotated as Gap5p. Gene Ontology annotation, biological process: amino acid transmembrane transport. Gene Ontology annotation, cellular component: membrane. NCBI's taxonomy places the organism in Eukaryota, Fungi, Ascomycota, Pichiomycetes, Serinales, Debaryomycetaceae. The record is from RefSeq and is a predicted model, not a curated record. Gene Ontology annotation, molecular function: amino acid transmembrane transporter activity. The coding region runs from base 1 to 1758 and encodes 585 amino acids. The transcript has a single exon.